AUGACAUACUUCAUCCUGCAGGGCAUUCCCGGACUGGAGACAGCUCAUGUGUGGAUCUCCAUCCCCUUCUGCACCAUGUACAUUAUAGCCCUCUUGGGGAACUUCACCAUCCUGUUCAUUGUGAAGAUGGAGUCGAGCCUCCAUGAGCCCAUGUACUAUUUCCUCUGCAUGCUGGCCACCACCGACCUGGUUCUUACCACAUCUACCAUGCCCAAAAUGCUUGCAAUCUUCUGGGUCAAUUCCAGGGAGAUCCAUUUCAGUGCCUGCCUUGCUCAGCUGUUUUUCAUUCACUGCUUCUCAGCGAUUGAGUCUGGGAUAUUGGCAGCCAUGGCAUUUGAUCGCUACGUGGCCAUCUGCCAUCCCCUGAGACAUUCCACCAUCCUGACAAACCCUGUGGUGGCCAAGAUUGGCCUGGCCGUGGUGCUGCGCAGUUGCAUGGAGUCACUGCCCUAUCCCUUCCUGGUGAGGCAGUGGUCAUAUUGCAGAACCAAUCUCAUUUCUCAGCCCUAUUGCGAACACAUGGCUGUGGUGAAACUGGCCUGUGGGGACACCCGCGUCAGUAGUUACUAUGGGCUCUUUGGGCUAUUCUGUGUCUUGGGUCUGGAUGUGAUAUUUAUCGCCACUUCCUAUAUGCAGAUCCUCAGGGCCAUCUUCAGACUCCCCACAAAGGAGGCCCGACUCAAGACUUUUUUGACCUGUGGCUCACACGUCUGUGUCAUCAUAAUCUUUUACAUUCCAACUCUUUUCUCAUCUCUCAUAUACCGUUUUGGACAGAACUUUCCCCCGCAUGUCCAUGUUCUCAUAUCCAACAUGUACCUGCUGCUGCCCCCCAUGCUGAACCCCAUCAUCUACGGGGUGACGACCAAAGAAAUACGGGGUCGGCUGCUUGGGCUCAUUACCCAUAAAUCGUCUAGAGUUUUCUCCUAG
Pelodiscus sinensis (Chinese soft-shelled turtle) is the source of this 927-nucleotide messenger RNA. The record is from RefSeq and is a predicted model, not a curated record. NCBI's taxonomy places the organism in Eukaryota, Metazoa, Chordata, Testudines, Trionychidae.